AUGUCUUCAAGUAGUGUUAUACAGGUUCCAGAGAGAGACCCAACAGGGCAAUACGUAAGGUACGACGAGAUAUUAGGAGAAGGGAAUUGGAAAAAAGUUUACAAGGGAUUUGAUGAGGUUAAUGGUAUUGAAAUUGCUUGGAACGUGGUAGCUUUAAAAGAUAGAAUAUUAAACUCUGCUUCAAAUCUUUCUUAUUUGAUUGCAGAAGCUGAAUUGAUGAAGUUGUUAGAUCAUAAGAAUAUAGUGAAAUGCUAUCAUUUUUGGGUUGAUUAUGAAAACAGUAAACUUUACUUGAUUACUGAACUUUUUUCUUCAGAGACUCUGUUACACUACAUCAAACAUGUUCCUGUAAAUCAUACAUCAAUCAAGAAUUGGUGUAGACAGAUUCUAAACGGCUUGAAUUAUCUUCACACUCGUAAUCCACCUAUUUGUCAUCUUGAUGUUAAGUUAUUAAACAUCUUUGUUGAUGGAAAUUCUGGUACGAUUAAACUUGGUGAUUUUGGUUUUGCCAAGUUAAUUGAACCAAGGAGUAGUGGAUACACUUGUUAUGGUACACUACUGUACAUGGCACCAGAAAUGUUUGAAGGAAAUUAUAAUGAGAUGGUUGACAUUCAUGCUUUUGGGAUAUGUGUAUUACAGAUGAUCACUCGGGAAAUUCUUUACCAAGAAUGCAGAAACAUGAAUGAGAUGUACAAAAAGAUUGAGGUGGGUAUAAAACCUUACGCCCUAAUCAAUGUUUCAGAACCACAGAUUAAGACGUUUCUUAAUAGGUGUCUUGCUCCUGUAUCUAUGAGACCGCCUGCAAUUGAGCUUUUGAAUGACCCGUUUCUUGCAGUUGCACCUACACCUAGUCUUUCUUCUGUCACAUCAACUGAUACUACAAGUCUGAGUGAAACCGAGUCAAAUAUGAGUGAAGCCGAGUCAAGUCUGAGUCAAGUGACGAGUGCUCAGGUGGAUGGAUUGCUGAAGCUUGUGAAGGAGAUUAAGUGUGGGGACAAGAUAUUCAAAUUAAAAGGGAGUAUGAAGCGGGAUGUUAUUGUACCAAUGAGGUUGAGUAUUGUUUAUAAUGUUGGAGGUAAGUAUCAGGUUGAAGAUACGAUGAAGUUUAAGUUCCCAAUGGCAAUGGAAACAGGUAACAUUGAUGAGUUUGUGAGGGAGAAGAUUGGUACACCAAUGAAUUUGUGCUCUGAAGAUGUUGCAGUGGUUAUUGAGAUUAUAAAACAACUAAGAACAGAACUCUUAGCCCUGCAUUAUCAACCUAAUAUUACUAGUGUUGAACAGAAGUUGAUGUCUGAAGAAUUAGAUUAUAAUCUUGGAAACUUAUUUGCUGAGAAUCCUGCACAUGAGAUAUUGACUGAGUCCAGGGGAGAUGGAGAUGAAUCUGAGGCUGAGAAUAAUGGAAUGCUUAGUUGCUUAGGGAAGUUGCUGUCAUCCGUUUGCAGCAACUCAUAG
This is a messenger RNA of Spinacia oleracea (spinach), 1452 nucleotides long. RefSeq names its product probable serine/threonine-protein kinase WNK10. Gene Ontology annotation, biological process: protein phosphorylation. Lineage: Eukaryota; Viridiplantae; Streptophyta; Magnoliopsida; Caryophyllales; Amaranthaceae. The record is from RefSeq and is a predicted model, not a curated record. The coding region runs from base 1 to 1452 and encodes 483 amino acids. The transcript has a single exon. Gene Ontology annotation, molecular function: protein kinase activity; ATP binding.